AUGGCCGACCCAUUCUUGGAUACUAUCAAAAGCCUGCGAUCGAAAGCGGCAGCAUUUGGCAGCGAGCCACUGCUCACCCGACCGGAUGGCACCGUCGCCGACCUGGCCAACGGCUACAUACCACUCCUAGCAAACUUUACCUUUGAAGACAAAGCCGCCAAGGGCUUACGGAAACGCAAAGCCGGAGACGAGCGCGAGGUCCCGGUCUACUUCUCCGCUGUCGAAGUUGUACGCGACAACAGGAUCCUGUUCCUCACUGGCACCGGUGGGAGCGGGAAAACUACAUUCGCGAAAUAUGUUAGCUAUCGGAUGGCAACAGACGGCUUCCGGGAGUCCCGUGCAGUGAUUCGCAACGAGCUGGGGGAUUCGCACGAAGAAAAUUGGAAACCUGGCAAGCUUGAGCCAUAUUACUUCUUCGUCGAUGGGGCCGACUCUCUCCGGACAUUUGUUGAGAAAAUUGUCCCGGAACUAUUGGCAUCGAGGGGCGUCCAUGAAAGCGGCUUCCAAAUCAUCAUAGACGGGGUCGAUAGGGCUGCGGUUGAGGCCACUGAGCUUCUGGGCUCCGUUAGUGUCUUGGUGAAGUCGGCAACUAACGUCCGGCUUCUUUUACUUGGGGACACCAAAGUUUGCAGCUGCUGGGUGUUACCGUCAGUCGUGGCCCGUCACGACAUACUACCGCUUCUGAUAAUCCAAAGAAAGCGAGCAGCUCAAGAGCUUUUGAUUCAGGACGGCAUAGGAUUGGGCUCUUCCGCAUCGAAUCCUGCCUUGUUCGCCUUGGCACUUCGAGCUGGAUGUGUAGCGGAACAAGCCGAAGACAUCCUCGAUGAGUGGAUUAAGGUCGUUUAUUCUUAUGAAACUUCUGCCGAAUACCUCCCGUUGAAGGCCUAUGAGGAGGCUUUGAGAACCAAGGGAGUCGACCAGCGAAGCACGUCGGCUUUGCCAACAUCGUUGUUGACUCCGGCCUGGUCCUGCAGUGGGGUUCAGCAAUUACUUGCAGCUCGACACCUCGCAACUCUCCCAAUCGAAGAAGUACUCGCCUUCUACUAUGCAAAUCCAGGCUCUUCACAGCCAGUCAUUAGAAGCUGUUUGGUCCGUCUCGCAGGCUCUCCCAAAGCGGAAACACUGUUGGAACGGUUGCUUGACAGGGCGUCACCAGAAUCUCAUCGCGCUGCCCUGCUUAUUGCCGACCUCGUUCCCAAAGACUCACAAUUAGAACAGUCGGUAGCCGAACUGGUGUUGGAAGUCGUGGAAAGGGGCUUGUUGAAUCCUAUGGAGCGUGAGAAAUCUGGACGCAUUCUUUCCUCUCUGGGCGACCCCCGCAACCUGACGGCCCUCGCACAAAUACCCGCUGGAACAUUCGUCAUGGGCUCUGAAAGUCAUCCCAACUCGCAACCACAAAACUCUAUCUCACUCGGUAGUUUCCGCAUUGGCAUCUAUCCAGUCAUCAACAGGGACUAUUCGGCGUUUGCUCGGGAGACCGGCCGAGACUGGCUCAGCCCGGAUGGAACGGACCCGGAAAGGUUGAACGCGCCAGCUACUGAUCUCACCUGGCACGAUGCGUGGGCUUACUGCAAGUGGCUGACAGAACGGUGGCGGUUGAGCGGGAAAAUACCGCCAGACCACGAGGUCAGACUUCCAACGGAGCCCGAGUGGGAGCGGGCGUCUCGCGGCGACCAGUUCGAGGCUGGCAGCGAGGGGCUGGUGUAUCCCUGGGGCACUGAGUGGGAAGCCGGUGGUGCAAACUCAGAGGAGGUCGGUUUCAACAAUACUUGUGCAGUUGGGUUGUUUCCAAAGGGUCGCUCGCCCUACGGGUGCUAUGACAUGGCGGGUCAGGUGUGGGAAUGGUGCACGACUCUUUGGGGCGAAGAUAUGGCAAGCCCGGCGUUCAAGUACCCGUGGAAGAAUGACGAACGAGAAGCGUUGCAAGGUCCAGAGAAGGUUCGUCGGGUACUACGCGGGGGAUGUUUCUCCAGCCCAAAAGUCAAAGCCAACUGCACGUACCGAGGGAGUCUUGAACCAGCGGGGUUCUGGAGGGGGAACGGGUUUCGAAUUAUGCCCAUUAUCUCAACCUUCACGCUACCGGACUCCUUGGAAGCUCUUGAACUGCCUGGCAAUCCCGAUGCACCCUUAUUCAUAACAUUUACGACUUCAAACCUCCCGGAAACAGGGGAGUCAUGGUGCCCGGAUGUCAGAGCUGCCUUGCCACACAUCAAUGCCGCCUUCUCGGCCGAGAAGGCGCCGAACAUGGCAUUCGUUGAAGUCGGUCAAAGGCCCGAGUGGAAAGUACCCAAUAAUAUCUAUCGGACCAAGUGGGACGUUCACAACGUCCCAACCAUCGUCCGCUACCAGUUGGUCAAUGGUGAAAUCAAGGAGACGGGACGGCUCGUAGAAGGCGAAAUCCUUGACAAAGGCCGACUGCAAGCGUUGAUUCAACCAUGA
This is a messenger RNA of Colletotrichum gloeosporioides, 2439 nucleotides long. Its product is annotated as Serine/threonine-protein kinase pkn1. Lineage: Eukaryota; Fungi; Ascomycota; Sordariomycetes; Glomerellales; Glomerellaceae. The record is from RefSeq and is a predicted model, not a curated record. The coding region runs from base 1 to 2439 and encodes 812 amino acids. The transcript has 3 exons.